AUAAUGCGGGUUAUAUUUCGCGGAAUUAACGAUUUGGAGAAAUUGGAUCGCGUGGAGCGGAAGGAGGUAAAACAGGAAAAACGGCGGCAAUUGUCCAAAAUCCUUUCUAAAAUAUUAUUUAAAUUGUUUUUUCCGGAUUCCAAUUUUAUUUGGGAUUCGUCGUUCCCGAUAAAUCUUUUAAAUCCUUUUUUAUUAAAUAAAAUAAAUAUUUUUGCGCAAUAUUUAAUCGGUAGGUUUUUUAUUUGUUUAUUUUGGUUCGUAAUAUAUAUUAAUUGUCCAAUUUCUGGUAAUAUUGGCGGAAUGGUUCCUGGUAAUUUUGGAGGUAAUUAA
Pyricularia oryzae 70-15 is the source of this 330-nucleotide messenger RNA. RefSeq lists its product as uncharacterized. NCBI's taxonomy places the organism in Eukaryota, Fungi, Ascomycota, Sordariomycetes, Magnaporthales, Pyriculariaceae. The annotation marks the transcript as partial. The transcript is spliced from 2 exons. The record is from RefSeq and is a predicted model, not a curated record.